This is a messenger RNA of Penicillium pulvis, 2382 nucleotides long. RefSeq lists its product as uncharacterized. Gene Ontology annotation, molecular function: metalloendopeptidase activity. Lineage: Eukaryota; Fungi; Ascomycota; Eurotiomycetes; Eurotiales; Aspergillaceae. Bases 1 to 2382 code for a protein of 793 amino acids. Gene Ontology annotation, biological process: proteolysis. The record is from RefSeq and is a predicted model, not a curated record. The transcript has 2 exons.
AUGAGGUUUCGCAGCGUACUCUCUAUAUUAGGCGCAGUGUCGCUGAUUUCGCCUGUCAUAGCGCGAUCCCAAGCCUCAGAAGCGAUCCGCCAGAUCACCCCGAUCGAUAACGUCGUCAUCCGCACCCCUGCACACAAAAUAGACCACCUUUCACACUUUGAUCUAACCCUCGAAUUACAUCGCGAUGGGACGCGUAUCAAGCUAGAGCUAGAGCCAAACCACGAUAUUCUUGCCGACGAUGCUUUCGUGCAGUAUAUAAACAUCGACGGGUCAUUAACGGACGGCGAGCCCAUCCACCGACAUGAACACAAGGUCUUCCGCGGUCGGGCGCUAGUGGGCUCAGGGAAAGGCCGAUGGACGCCAUCCGGCUGGGCUAGAGUUACGGUCCGACAGGAUGGAGAGAACCCGUUGUUCGAGGGCGCGUUCAGUGUCGGACACGACAAACACCAUAUCGAGCUGCAGUCGACCUAUUCCGCCAAAAAGCGACCCAUUGAUGCGAGUAUCGAACUCAGAGACCGAGAUUAUAUGAUCGUGUACCGUGACUCCGAUAUGAUUCGAAUGCAGCCAGAGCACCCGGACCUCAGGCGGUCUUUGCCUGCCUCGACUGGCUGUGGAGCUGAUAAGUUGGACUAUAACGCUGAUUUGACCAAUUCCAUCUUUCCCUUUGGAAUUGGAGAGGACGAGGGCCGGUGGGGAGUUACAUCAUUGAAUUCGUUGUUCGGUCUGGGCAAACGACAGUCUGAUGUCGGUGGAAUUUCAGGCAACACGGGCGGCGUGAACUUGAAAUCGACUAUUGGAGACACUUCUGGUUGUCCAAAGACGAAGAAAGUAGCGCUGAUUGGAGUGACUACCGACUGCAAAAUGACGGAUUACUUUUCUGACAACACUACUGUGACGGCUAAGGUUGCUGCGAAAGACUAUGUGAUCAACAUCGUGAAUACCGCGUCUAGUCUCUACGAAGAGUCUUUCAACGUCUCUAUUGGUCUGCGCAAUCUGACCAUCACUGGGGAAUCAUGCCCAACCUCGGAUAAUGAGGCUACUCCAUGGAACGUUGACUGCGCGAGCGGCAAUCUCACCUGGAGACUCAACGAGUUCUCGAAAUGGAGGGCUGAUAAUCAGGAUAGCAACGCCUACUGGACCCUUAUGACGGCCUGUGCUACUAAUUCGGAGGUCGGUGUUUCCUGGAUGGGUCAGCUAUGCACCUCCGACUUGACUAGCGACGGGUCUAGCUCCGUCUCUGGGGCGAAUGUCGUGGUUGGCAACGUAGGCAGCACAUGGCAAAUCUUCUCUCAUGAGACCGGUCACACAUUUGGAGCUGUCCAUGACUGCGACUCCCAAACAUGUACUGAAGGGCUAGAAGCCUCAUCCCAAUGCUGUCCAUUGACAUCGUCGACGUGCAACGCCAACGCCCAAUACAUCAUGAAUCCAUACGCAUCAACGACCAUGACCAAUUUCUCGGAGUGCACAAUUGGUAACAUCUGUUCCGCCAUUGGUCGCAACAGUAUCAAGUCGACUUGUCUUACCGACAACCGAGGCGUCACAACGAUUACUGGCAGCCAAUGCGGCAAUGGCAUCGUCGAAGCGGGUGAGGACUGCGACUGCGGCGGCACAGAAGCCUGCGGUGACAACGCCUGCUGUGACCCCACAACCUGCAAGUUCAAAUCAAAUGCCGUCUGCGACGACUCAAACGACAGUUGUUGCUCCAGCUGCCAAUUUUCCUCAUCAGGUACAGUCUGCCGCGCCAGCACCGGCGUCUGUGACAUUGCCGAGACAUGUACCGGUAACUCCAGCGCUUGUCCAAGUGACCAAUAUCAGAAAGACGGCACCAGUUGCGGUUCUUCAGGUCAAGGCCUUGCCUGCGCCAGUGGUCAGUGUACAAGCCGUGACUACCAGUGUCGCUCUGUACUAGGUACCAUGCUCAAUAGCAAUGAGUCAUGGGCCUGCGGAAACACAAAUGCCCCAUCCUGUAUGAUCGUGUGCGGCGCUCCACAAAUCGCCGAGGAAUACGGCUCCGCGACCUGCAUCGAGAUGAACCAGAACUAUCUCGAUGGCACGCCCUGUGACUCCGGUGGCCACUGCAAUAACGGUCAAUGCAAGGGUUCCUCGGUAGGCGGCUGGAUCAAUGACCACAAGAACAUUGUGAUUGGUAUCUGUGUCGGCGUGGGUUGCUUGAUUCUUCUCGCUUUGCUCUACUGUAUUACAAACUGGUGCCGAAGAGCUAGAGCACGCCAGCGUAUGGCUAAGGCUCCUCCGAUGCGUUAUGCUGGUCCGCCGCCUGGAAUGCCUCCACAGGGGAUGCGAGGACCUCCUGCUCCGAAUCAGUGGGCCGGGUAUCCUAAUGGAUAUCAGAAUGUCCCUCCACCGCGCGUGCAGUAUGGGUAA